Messenger RNA from Podospora pseudopauciseta, 720 nucleotides. RefSeq lists its product as uncharacterized. The transcript has a single exon. Bases 1 to 720 code for a protein of 239 amino acids. The record is from RefSeq and is a predicted model, not a curated record. NCBI's taxonomy places the organism in Eukaryota, Fungi, Ascomycota, Sordariomycetes, Sordariales, Podosporaceae.
AUGGAGAUGGAGGAUGAGAUGGAGGAGGUAGUGGAGCGUGAGGUGAAGGCAGGAGGCGAAAAGAAAAAGGAAAUAAGGGCGGCAGGCUUUAAUGAGCGGGCACUGAGAAACAUCAAGGCUAAGCUAGAGGCUGGGUUGUUGACUCGACAGGAGGCCGCGAGCAAGAAGCAAACGAUUCUUGAAGCGGCGGCGAGACGGAAGAUGAACACGGCGAAAAAAGAGCUAUGGACUCUUGACCCGGCAGCAGAGCGGAAGAAUAGGCAAGAGUGGAGAGCGGCCAAACAGAGAGAGUUAGAGGUAGCUUGGAGACAAGCCAAGUUGAACGAGCUCGACGAGCAGAAAUUAGGAGAGAUCAAGGCGCAGCUGGACGCUGGGGAGUUGGAUGAGCCAAGCGCCAGGGGCAAGGAAACAUGGGUCCAUAAGCAGGCGUUCAGGCGUCAGGAGAUGGAGGCGAGGCAGGCCAAGGAAAGAAAGCUGAGAGGGGAGGUGAGGGAGAGGGAGGUGGCAUCUAUGAAGGAGGCGAAGCUGAAAGGGGAGACGUUUGAUGCUCUAUCGGCUGAGCAGAGGGGCAAGGUGAGGCUGGCAGAGAUUGAAGCGUUUCGGGAGGCUGGGUUUGUGAGGAAGAAGGGGGCUCGUAAUUUGGUGAAGGAAGUUCACAGGGUCACUGCGAAGAGGAAGGAGAAGGAGAAGGCUGGGGGAGUGAAGAGGGGGGGGAAGUGA